AGAACGGAUGAACUAAAAGAUAACAGAUUGAGGUCACACCGGCGUAUAUAAAAUAUAAUUUAGGCACAAUCACCACAGACAUUCCAGAUGGAACCAAUGAUGUGGUCCGUCAUCACACUGUGCGCUUCGCUGCUCUGUUAUGUGGCAGCAGAGCAACUUGAACUGAUUGAUACGCCAGUGAGCUUCUCAGAAGCCGAGAAGGAAUGUGUUGCGAAAGGUGGCCAUCUUGCAUCCAUCCACGACCGAAACCAUAACGACAGACUGAAGGACAAAUGCAGAGGUUCUGGUACUCAGCACAACUGCUGGAUUGGUCUGAAGAAUGAUGGACAAGGCUGGAAGUGGACCGAUGGCACCACAGUGGACUACACAUUCUGGCAUGCCGGAAAUCCCACUACCGAGGCCGGGGCAGUAUGUGCUGCCCUCAUUCGCCAAUACAGCGACCGUGGCGAGUGGAUAUCAGAACAAUGUGACGCCCCCGACACAAAAGCAGUGGCAAUCUGUUCUAUUGGUGGAAGCCAGAACCCCAACACAGGACACACCAGCCAGCCAGUCACAUCACAACCACUGACGCCAAACCCAGGGACGUCAAAACCUGUAACCAUGGCAGUAACUGAUAUAGGGAAGGUUGCAGCUCGAAAUGGAGGCCGUUUAAAGAUUCAAGGAACGCACUUUGAAAAAGAUGGACAGCGUGUAUUUUUGUCUGGCGUUAAUCUGGCUUGGAUAGCGUACGGGUACGACUUCGGGGACGGACAAUACCAAAAAAGACGUGCCCGGUUCGAAAACUAUCUCAAGCUUGUGAGCGACAACGGUGGAAACUCAAUCAGAGUGUGGGUUCACAUCGAGGGCGCCACAUCACCCCACUUCGACAGCAAUGGAAACGUUUUGAGUCUCGAUCAAAAGGGAACAUUCCUGAGUGACAUGCAUGAGUUCCUGGAGUCGGCCAGAAAGUACAACGUCCUCGUCUUCUUCUGUCUUUGGAAUGCUGCUGUCAAACAGAAUCACGCCAAUAUGGACGGACUAAUAAAGGACAUGACCAAGCUACAGAGUUACCUCGACAAUGCCCUGAUCCCAUGGGUGAAGGCGGUGAAGGACGAACCUGCCAUGGGAGGCUGGGACAUCAUUAACGAGAUGGAAGGGGAGAUGAAGAAGAACAUGGCCAGUACAGACCCGUGUUACGACACUACCAUACUUGCCCACAAAGGAACCGGUUGGGCAGGCCAGCUUUACUCGCCACAAGAGUUUCAAAGAUUCAUUAACCGUCAGAUAGCAGCUAUUAAAUCAGCAGAUCCAGAAGCUCUUGUGACUGUCGGCUCUGGUUCUGACAUGAGUAACAAGCUGGGUAGCCAGAACUACUACAGCGAUACCUGCCUCAUCAAAUCAGGCGGCCAAAGAAUGGGGACGCUAAGUUUCUACUCUGUUCAUUCGUAUGACUGGCAGGGCAAGUUCCCCUCCGACUCGCCUUUUCUGCACUCGGCGUCUGAAUAUGGGGCGGACCGACCAAUCAUCAUCGGAGAGUUCAGCCAGGUCAAAGGGGCUGGGAUGAAGAUAGAAGACAUGUUCCAGUGGGCAUAUGAUAAAGGGUAUGCCGGAGCAUGGAGCUGGCAGGCUCUGGCUACUGGAGGUGGAUCUGACACCAUCGAUACCCAGACGAAGGCUCUCCUCUACAUGAGGAACAAAGACGAUCAGAGCAAAGGGGGUUUGGUCGCAAUAAAGUUGUAAUUGCU
Molecule: messenger RNA, 1724 nt
Organism: Haliotis rubra (blacklip abalone)
Lineage: Eukaryota; Metazoa; Mollusca; Gastropoda; Lepetellida; Haliotidae
Product: mannan endo-1,4-beta-mannosidase-like
Exons: 11
Coding region: 88-1719 (543 amino acids)
Source: RefSeq, a predicted model, not a curated record